GCAAGUGUGGCUGCGAGCGGAAGGGGGCCAGAGGUCUCCGGCAGUGAUCACAGGGCUGUAUGACAAAUGUUCUUAUACCUCACGUGACCGAGGAUGGGUCGUGGGCAUUCACACCAUCAGUGACCAAGGCAACAGAGACCCACGCUACUUUUUCUCCUUGAAGACAGACCGGGCCCGGCAAGUGACCACCAUCAAUGCCCACCGCAGCUACCUCCCAGGCCAGUGGGUAUAUCUAGCUGCCACCUAUGAUGGGCAGUUCAUGAAGCUCUAUGUAAAUGGUGCGCAGGUGGCUACCUCUGGGGAGCAAGUGGGUGGCAUAUUCAGCCCACUGACCCAGAAGUGCAAAGUGCUCAUGUUAGGGGGCAGUGCCCUGAAUCACAACUACCGGGGCUACAUCGAGCACUUCAGUCUGUGGAAGGUGGCCAGGACUCAGCGGGAGAUACUGUCUGACAUGGAAACCCACGGCGCCCACACUGCUCUACCUCAACUACUCCUCCAGGAGAACUGGGACAAUGUGAAGCAUGCCUGGUCCCCCAUGAAGGAUGGCAGCAGCCCCAAAGUGGAAUUCAGCAAUGCCCACGGCUUUCUGCUGGACACGAGUCUGGAGCCUCCUCUGUGCGGACAGACAUUGUGUGACAACACAGAGGUCAUCGCCAGCUACAAUCAGCUCCCGAGUUUCCGCCAGCCCAAGGUGGUGCGCUACCGCGUGGUCAACCUCUACGAAGAUGAUCAUGGGAACCCGAUGGUGACCCGUGAGCAGGUGGACUUCCAGCACCAGCAGCUGGCUGAGGCCUUCAAGCACUACAACAUCUCCUGGGAGCUGAAGGUGCUGGAGGUGAGCAACUCCUCCCUUCGCCGCCGGCUCAUCCUGGCCAACUGUGACAUCAGCAAGAUCGGAGAUGAGAACUGUGACCCCGAGUGCAACCACACGCUGACCGGCCAUGACGGCGGGGAUUGCCGUCACCUGCGCCACCCCGCCUUUGUGAAGAAGCAAAAGAACGGGGUGUGUGACAUGGACUGCAACUAUGAACGGUUCAACUUUGAUGGUGGAGAGUGCUGUGACCCUAAAAUCACCGAUGUCACUCAGACUUGCUUUGACCCCGACUCUCCACACAGAGCCUACUUGGAUGUUAAUGAGCUGAAGAACAUUCUUAGAUUGGAUGGAUCAACACAUCUCAAUAUUUUCUUUGCAAACUCCUCAGAGGAGGAGUUGGCAGGAGUAGCAACUUGGCCAUGGGACAAGGAGGCCCUAAUGCACUUAGAUGACGACUGUACGGACUCCUUCACGCCCAAUCAAGUAGCCAGAAUGCACUGUUACCUGGACCUGGUCUACCAGAGCUGGCAGCCCUCCAGGAAACCGGCGCCUGUUGCCCUCGCCCCCCAAGUUGUGGGCCACACAACGGACUCUGUGACACUGGAGUGGUUCCCACCUAUAGAUGGCCACUUCUUUGAAAGAGAAUUGGGAUCAGCAUGUGAUCUUUGCCUGGAAGGGAGAAUCCUGGUACAGUAUGCUUUCAAUGCCUCCUCCCCAAUGCCCUGCGGUCCAUCAGGACACUGGAGCCCUCGUGAAGCAGAAGGUCAUCCUGAUGUUGAACAGCCCUGUAAGUCCAGUGUCCGCACCUGGAGCCCAAAUUCAGCUGUCAACCCACACACAGUUCCUCCAGCCUGCCCUGAGCCUCAAGGCUGCUACCUCGAGCUGGAAUUCCUCUACCCGUUGGUCCCUGAGUCUCUGACCGUUUGGGUGACCUUUGUCUCCACUGACUGGGACUCCAGUGGAGCUGUCAAUGACAUCAAACUGUUGACUGUCAGUGGGAAGAACAUCUCCCUGGGUCCUCAGAAUGUCUUCUGUGACAUCCCACUGACCAUCAGGCUCCGGGACGUAGGCGAGGAGGUGUACGGCAUCCAGAUCUACACGCUGGACGAGCACCUAGAGAUCGAUGCUGCCAUGUUGACCUCCACUGCAGAUACCCCACUCUGUCUACAGUGUAAGCCCCUGCAGUAUAAGGUGGUCCGGGACCCUCCUCUCCAGGUGGAUGUGGCCUCCAUCCUACAUCUCAAUAGGAAAUUCAUAGACAUGGAUCUAAAUCUUGGCAGUGUGUACCAGUAUUGGGUCAUAACUAUUUCAGGAACUGAAGAGAGUGAGCCAUCACCUGCUGUCACAUACAUCCAUGGAAGUGGGUACUGUGGCGAUGGCAUUAUACAAAAAGACCAAGGUGAAGAAUGCGAUGACUUGAACAAGAUCAAUGGUGACGGCUGCUCCCUUUUCUGCCGACAAGAAGUUUCCUUCAAUUGUAUUGAUGAACCCAGCCGGUGCUAUUUCCAUGAUGGUGAUGGGGUAUGUGAGGAGUUUGAACAAAAAACCAGCAUUAAGGACUGUGGUGUCUACACGCCCCAGGGAUUCCUGGAUCAAUGGGCAUCCAAUGCUUCAGUAUCUCAUCAAGACCAGCAGUGCCCAGGCUGGGUCAUCAUCGGACAGCCAGCAGCAUCCCAGGUGUGUCGAACCAAGGUGAUAGAUCUCAGUGAAGGCAUUUCCCAGCACGCCUGGUACCCUUGCACCAUCAGCUACCCAUAUUCCCAGCUGGCUCAAACCACUUUUUGGCUCCGGGCGUACUUUUCUCAGCCAAUGGUUGCUGCAGCUGUCAUUGUCCACCUGGUGACGGAUGGGACAUAUUAUGGGGACCAAAAACAGGAGACCAUCAGUGUGCAGCUGCUUGAUACCAAAGAUCAGAGCCACGAUCUAGGCCUCCAUGUCCUGAGCUGCAGGAACAAUCCCCUGAUUAUCCCUGUGGUCCAUGACCUCAGCCAGCCCUUCUACCACAGCCAGGCGGUACGUGUGAGCUUCAGUUCGCCCCUGGUCGCCAUCUCGGGGGUGGCCCUCCGCUCCUUCGACAACUUUGACCCCGUCACCCUGAGCAGCUGCCAGAGAGGGGAGACCUACAGCCCUGCCGAGCAGAGCUGUGUGCACUUCGCAUGUGAGAACACUGACUGCCCAGAGCUGGCUGUGGAGAAUGCUUCUCUCAAUUGCUCCAGCAGCGACCGCUACCAUGGCGCCCAGUGUACUGUGAGCUGCCGGACAGGCUAUGUGCUCCAGAUACGGCGGGAUGAUGAGCUGAUCAAGAGCCAGGUGGGACCCAGCGUCACAGUGACUUGUACAGAGGGCAAGUGGAAUAAGCAGGUGGCCUGUGAGCCAGUGGACUGCAGCAUCCCAGACCACCAUCAUGUCUACGCCGCCUCCUUCUCCUGCCCCGAUGGUACCACCUUUGGCAGUCAGUGUUCCUUCCAGUGCCGUCACCCUGCACAAUUGAAAGGCAACAACAGCCUCCUGACCUGCAUGGAGGAUGGGCUGUGGUCCUUCCCAGAGGCCCUGUGUGAGCUCAUGUGCCUCGCUCCACCCCCGGUGCCCAAUGCAGACCUCCAGACUGCCCGGUGCCGAGAGAAUAAGCACAAGGUGGGCUCCUUCUGCAAAUACAAAUGCAAGCCUGGAUACCAUGUGCCUGGAUCCUCUCGGAAGUCAAAGAAACGGGCCUUCAAGACUCAGUGUACCCAGGAUGGCAGCUGGCAGGAGGGAGCUUGUGUUCCUGUGACCUGUGACCCACCUCCACCAAAAUUCCACGGGCUCUACCAGUGCACAAAUGGCUUCCAGUUCAACAGUGAGUGUAGGAUCAAGUGUGAAGACAGCGACACCUCCCAGGGACGUGGGAGCAACAUCAUUCAUUGCCGGAAAGAUGGCACCUGGAGUGGCUCCUUCCAUGUCUGCCAGGAGAUGCAAGGCCAGUGCUCGGUCCCAAACCAGCUCAACAGCAACCUCAAACUGCAGUGCCCUGAUGGCUAUGCCAUAGGGUCGGAGUGUGCCACCUCGUGCCUGGACCACAACAGCGAGUCCAUCAUCCUGCCAAUGAACGUGACCGUGCGUGACAUCCCCCACUGGCUGAACCCCACUCGCGUGGAGAGAGUUGUCUGCACUGCUGGUCUCAAGUGGUAUCCUCACCCUGCUCUGAUUCACUGCGUCAAAGGCUGUGAGCCCUUCAUGGGAGAUAAUUACUGUGAUGCCAUCAACAACCGAGCUUUUUGCAACUAUGACGGCGGGGAUUGCUGCACCUCCACAGUGAAGACCAAAAAGGUCACCCCAUUCCCUAUGUCCUGUGACCUACAAGGUGACUGUGCUUGUCGGGACCCCCAGGCCCAAGAACACAGCCGGAAAGACCUCCGGGGAUACAGCCAUGGCUAAGGAAGGACAAGGAGUUGUCAAAGAAUUCCCAACGCCAGGACCCGCAUCCCUUUGGUAUUGAUUUCACAGUCAGCUGCUCAAUGGAAUGGCCUCUCCACACCAGGGAUCCUUAGCACCCAACCGGUCUGCCUUUAAUUUUACCCAGGAAGGACACACAGUGGGGUGAAUGAACCAAGUUUCGCCAUGCUGGAUGAUGAAAUGGAUUCCCAUCCCAAAGUCUGAGAUGGAUUGCAUAUACAGUGUGCAGUCCCAGAGCCUCCUAAAAUUCUAGCCAUUUGUCACACAACCACAGCAAGAAACAUGUUCUAUAUCUAGAGUGCGCCCAUCUGUGGUUAGUACACAUGCAUGCAUACACACCCAUACAAACAUCUGCGUGAGGGCAGUUCUGGAGAUGAGUAGAGAGAGACUGGAAUAAACUCAAUCUUUUCUUUCCCAAGCUCCUAGCCAACACUAUCUUUGGGAGAAAGAAAUUUGCAGAAACUGCUAAGACCAAGUGUGGAGAUGUCAAGAUAGUUCACACACUGAGGCUCGGAAUAUGUAGGACAUGCACAAUUGUAUAGUCCUUUGGGAUUGGCAGUGAAAUAGUCUGUGAUCACCUAUCUUCUAGGGAACUAGGACCUAGGAAGAGGUAAAGAUUAUAAGGUAUGCAAAGCGCCCCAAUUCUUCUGCUGCCAUGGGGGAUUUUACCCCAACUCCAGGGUUUGAGGCCAAUCUGAGAAUGGCUUAGGAUUGCAAUGUCAAGGUAUUAUGUCAGCCCCUUGCUUGAGGCUUGAGGUAAUAAUAUCCCUCUAGGACUUACCUGUUCCCCCAAAUCUUGCCUUGGGACCACAUUUGCUGCUACUUUUCCUGCUGCUCUAUCCUAUACAUUGAAUAAUCCAAGAUGGUAGAACUAGGUUAGGAGACAUUCCACACAACCAGUCUGCCUUAAAAGUGACCCACAUUUUUCCAUAGCUCCUCACUUUUUAGCCCUUCUGCAAGAGAAAAACCCUCAUGGGUCCACAUGGUGAGAAGUUAAGUUUCCUGUAAGUGGGCCUCUCACCCUGGAAAAGAGUUGAGGGAUAUCGGAUGCUGGAACCCUCACUGAAAGUCCAGAAUGUCUAAGCCAGUGUUAGAUUUUGUAAACAAGUGGAACAGUGUUAAAUUUCUAUGAUGUUGGAGCCAUCCAGAGACUAUUGGAAUUGUCGAGACUCUUGGAUUAUUAUCCUUAUCCUAAUCUUCCUAGCCCUUCAGGCUAGAGUAGGCUUUGGUCCUGAGAACUUCGCUGUUGCUCUGAGGAGAUAUAAUUCUGGGAGAAAGUAUCUUUCAUAAGAAUAGUAUACAUUGUUCUCGAGAGGGCCAUCAGAAAGAAGCCAAAGAGUUCACAGCCUCAGCACCAACAACUCAACAUGGUCAUCAUGUUUUCUAUAUGGUUUUUCCAGCUACCAGUACUCCCUUCCAUACCUGUGGCUGGGCAAUACUUUUCUCUCUCCCAUGUCUAGCCUCCAAAAGUUAAGUGAAAAUUAGUCAACUGUAUGUGGAAGCCCCCACCACUUUGGGGAUCUUUUUGUUUCUUUUCAGCCAGGUACUUGUCCACUCCCUUUAAAUUAAUAUGGGAAGAAAUUAAUACAGGAUGAACUGGAGAGAAAGGUUGAGUGGGACAUGCUUUCUGAAACCUGGAGCUGGGAAUUGAGGUGAAGGGAAGGUCUAGACUAGUUAUAUCACAUAGGGAUUACUGUAAAUCAAGUCAUCUCAAGUCUAGUGAAGACAGCCAACAGAAACAAAACCUAGCCUAGGGAUAGAAAAUACCACGCACGUGUGCAGCCUCACCUAACUCCUGCAUCCAAGGCAGGUGUUGUUAAUCUAUCAUAGCCUUU
Piliocolobus tephrosceles (Ugandan red Colobus) is the source of this 6081-nucleotide messenger RNA. RefSeq names its product pappalysin 1 (gene PAPPA). The transcript is spliced from 21 exons. Gene Ontology annotation, biological process: proteolysis; cell surface receptor signaling pathway. Gene Ontology annotation, molecular function: metalloendopeptidase activity. The record is from RefSeq and is a predicted model, not a curated record. The coding region runs from base 260 to 4228 and encodes 1322 amino acids. Lineage: Eukaryota; Metazoa; Chordata; Mammalia; Primates; Cercopithecidae.